AUGGUCUCCAUAGUAAACUUAAGCUCCUGAUAAAUUACGUGCAACAUUAACGUUCAUGUAAUACUACACCUGGUGGACAAGUGCAUUAAGUUUAUUUAAGGGGGCGUAUGUACUGAGAGUUCUUAUGUAAAGGGAAGUGUAGAUACGUGUUGCUCUGGAUGUUAGUGGGAAGUUAAGAAAUGUCUAGGUAAAUGGUGUUUAGGUCUGUAGAUUAAGUAAACGUAUAUCUAUUUCAUUCGGUGCUUAGGUCAGCAGUGCAGUUACUGCUAAAGGGCUUUAACAUGCGCCCCGGGACGGCUUACAGCAACGGACAGCCUAUCUCGCGCUCGGAGGCGCAGCCGCGUGACUGGUCUGUCGCGAGCCGCCCAGUUGGAAGCGGCGUUCUGUUGUACCACUUUCCACAUUUAUCUCUCCUUUUUUCUUGUAAAUAACAUUCGGCAGCGUAUGAAAAAUUAGCGUGUAUGUUUUUUUUUAUGGGAUUUUGCUUAAGUGACGCUCGCUUUGAAAAACGCCAGCACUUUUUGCGUUUAAGGGCUUCUGUUUCCUGGUCCUCAAAGGAAUGGGGGAUAUUGUUGGACUGAAGUCCUUUUUUCGGGGGAAGAAUGAAAGCAGUCUGCCUGGUGUCCAGAAACAAUGGCUGCCUCGUGGGAAGCCUUUCCUUCCUAGGAUUCCAGCAAACUCGGUGAUGGAAUCCUAGUUAAUUUCCAUGCGUGUAGAUGAGAAGAGUGCCACCGGAGUGGAGCGGUGUAUUUUCUUAAAUUUGCAUCGCAUCACAGCUGACCGAGGCUGAAGGACCUCCCUGUUCACAUGACAUCAGGGAACAAGCUGAGACCACAGACCCUUGUUUCCCCCGCAGCCAUCAACAUGCCAAAGACAACCAACGAUCACCAGGAGCAGAGCAACGACGUCAGCCCUCUGCCCCUACAAGAAUUGACCGAACUACCCAAGGAGGAGGACAGUCCCGGCCCCCCCUCCUUCAGCCAGUUGACUCGCCUCACUUCCUGUUCCAGAUAUCAGCUCAUUGACGAUCUUUCAUACGAAGACUUGAAAAAAUGUUACCGCGCAUCAACGGUGAGCAAAUACAAUUCUCAGUACCACAAGCUGUUCCAGACGGUGCCCAAGGAGGAGACCCUUAUGAAAGUGUACUCAUGUGCCCUACUCAGGGACAUCCUCCUCCAGGGCCGCCUCUACAUCUCCAGGAACUGGCUCUGUUUCUAUGCCAACCUCUUUGGCAAGGACAUCAAGGUGGCCAUCCCAAUCGUCUCUGUGCACGUGGUGAAGAAGCACAAGACAGCUGGCCUGGUGCCCAACGGAUUGGCCAUCACCUCCGACACGGGUCAGAAGUAUGUGUUCGUGUCCCUAAUGUCCCGGGACAGCGUGUAUGAUGUGCUUCAGAAAAUCUGCACACACCUGCAGGUCAAUAGCAAGAAAAGCCUUGGUGUGAAGCAGUAUAUGGAGGAACCCAGCUCAUUGUCAAUGGAUGAAUUUCCAACCCCGGAUGAAUUCCCAGCAACGGAUUCGUUCCCAUCGGUCCUCAAGUGGAGGCGUAAGGCAUCAGUGGUGGCCACGUCGUCCUCACUGCCGGACCUCCUGGGAAGCUCUUCUAGCAACCUCAGUGCCGUGGACGCCUCCUUCCAGGCCGACACGCCACUGCAGGAGAGAGGUCUCAACAAGGAGAAGCCGCUUCUGGCUGAGCCCAUCCCAGAACUGGGUCAGAUGGAGUACCAGCUGCUCAGGUUGUUCAUCCUGCUUGGGGAUCGACAGAGAGGCUCGCAUCAUCACCUUCCCUCUCCUGCCCCUUCUGUCCCUCAGCAUCAUCCUGCUCGUCGUGUCUUCUUGCUACCUGGCCUUCCGCGUCUGCUGCCUGGAGCAGCAGCUCUCUUUCCUCAGUACGCACCCUAGCCUGCCUGUCAGAGAGAGGUAACUGCCAGUGUCCUGACUAGGGGGCAGGCCACGACCAACACAAGCCACUGCUUCCCCCCCUGCUGUCACCUCAAAACUCCAUCAACUGACUUAAUUUCUGUGUUGAGUUUGCACAAGACUGGAGCGAGCAUGGAAUAAAAACCAUUGGCUGGUUUGUCCAGAACAAGUAUUGGGGGUGAUGGAGGAAAUCGAAGGAAAAUAAACACACUGCGCAGUGUGUUCGACGGCCGGCAGCAAGGCUGAGCUGCUCUAGCAGCCAAACACAGGGGUGGAAUGUUAACGUGGCCUCUCUCCUCUUCACAAAUCUUCAACCUCCAAAUCUCCAGUGUCACAGAGCUGGCCAACCAAGCACCGGCUUUCAUCCCUUCUUUCUGUUCCGCUUUUCUGAAGCACGUUAUCAAGGGUUCUCAACCAACAGGCCAAACCUAUUUUAAUUCCUUAUUUUCCAUAUGUAGCUCCAUCGGUCUGGAGAAAAUUCUUCUUUUUUUUAUGAGGGCUUUCAUAAAGCCAAACAACUGUCAGAGGAACACUCUCAUCCUAACAGAAAGCAUUGUAAGCUGCAGCUGUUCACCUGGUGGGUGUAUGUUCUGAACCUUCGAAAGACCCUCCAUAUCUCUUUAGAUUCCAGUGUAAUCAUAACUCCUCCCACCUAACCUUAACUACUGAUUCUGCCGCUCACUUGCAUGCAAGUGAUUGGUCGCACAAUCCUAUGCAUCCUGGCCAGACUGUCAAUGGGCAGCACCUUGGUGGACAUCAGCUGCCAUGUCUUUGUGCUAGCUUUGUGGUUUUGAUGACUAACUGCUUUUUUGGACUUUUCAGUGUUUGUCAUUAUAUGUAACUUCAGACCAGGAUAAAAAAAAAAAAACAAAGCACCUACUCUGAUUACAGGUUUUCAUCUACUCCUUUUCUGUGAAUCAUCUAUGGGCCGUGAAUCAUACCUGUAACUUCAGGGGUUAAAGGCCCCUGUUAGCAUUAAGAAUAUGUAUUUCAAAAGCCCAAUGUUUGCCCAGAAUAUCUGCGCAUUUGGUAAUGACGGGCAUUAUCUUAUUACUGUAUCUUUGCACAAAUCCUCCACUUUAUGGAAACAAAGGCAUGGCAUGUAGGUCCAUUGUUGCAGAGAAGUCAGCUUUCUUAUGUGGAGGGAACACAAGUGUAAUUGACUGAAUUAUGUAUAUAACUGAGCAAAUCCAAGGCGAAUGGCUGGAUUGUGAUCAAGUUGAGUUUGUUAGCCCGCUGAGGGGACUACAGUGUAGCACACAAAGUUCACUUAAAGGUUACUUCUGUGUUAGAUUUGUACUGGAGAAAAUUAAAAUGCAUAGUGGAAGUACUUGAGUAUGUUUCAAAUUUCAGUUUGGAGCAUUACGGUAAAGACAAGGGUUUCAUUUUCAGUUGUCCAGUGGAAGUUCUGAUUUUUGUAGAGGCACCUCUCCACUAGAUGUGAAGUGCACGGUGGCCAGAUAGAGCAUUAUUAACUAUACUUUGUAUUUAUUAGUAUCGCGAUCUGAAAGUAGGGAGCGACAUCUGUCACUUUGCUUUAAUCAGCCCGCUGCGGAAUGACCAUCAUACCAGUCCCAGUCUGCUUGACUUCAGGUUGAUAGUUCUUAAUAAACAACUUGUUCAGACCACACUGUGCUCGAUUUUAAACUUUUAUUACUCGUCUUCAACCUCUGGAUUCUGCUUUUUCUCUUAUCAGACCUUUAUGUACUCAGUGGCCACUUUAUUAGGUACACUUAGCUAGUACUGGACAGGACCCACUUUUCCAGAGUUGCUUCGAAGGUAGAGGUAAGGCAUUGUACACACCUCUGAUGUACCAAACUUAUUUUUUUGCUCUUGUGGGCUUUGCCGUUAAUAAGGUGUUUUUAUAGCCACAGACCUGCUGCUGACUGGAUGUGUUAUGUUCAUCACACCAUCCUCUGUGAACCCUUCACACUGUAGUGGCUGCUUCUGGGAUGCUAGAACCACCACGUCUGGCACAAUCUGAUCCUGUCUGUGCGCUUGCGAGUUGCAGACACGUAAUUUACUCAGAAGUGUACCUACUAAUGUGGCACUGGGUGCAGGUUGAAAGUGCGUACAUAUCUGGGUUUCUGACUGAUGUUCCGAGGCAGAAAGACAAAUGACAUUGGCCUUGGAGGAUUCCAACUUUGGAGAAAGAGGAGGAAGAUGUAACUCAAGCAAUCCAGAAGGUGAUGGACAGCUGUGCUUGUUGUGCUUGUAGUACUUAUAUAAUGAGAUGAAGCUUUGAGUGGAAAAGCUGUACAAGAUUUAUCCAUAUUCCUACCUGGGCUGCCCACAAGUUACUCUCAGUGUCAGACUUCGUUCCACCACAGCUUUAAAGUCAGGUGUAUUUCCACAGAAACUGAGGAUGGAUUUAGCAUCAAGUAGCAGACCUGACAGUGCUUCUGGGAAAUUUGACAUUCGUAUGGUGAAACUGGGGGGAUUGUUUUUAAGACAAAGAAGAUAAUUUUAGAUUGUAUUAGAAUUGGCACUUGUUUUUCUGUUGUUUUCAGAGCUACUGCCUGAAAACCUUCUGUAUGUAAAUACGAACAUAACAGUAGUUGAUAUGCAAACCUUAACAAUAUACAGUCAGUCCUGCCACAAUGCUUCAUGUCACACCGCGAAUCUGUUCCAACACGAUUGAUGUAUUAGCACCCCAGUGCAAUGUAAAGUGGAAUCAUGUUGGUAUUUCUGAUAUUUUCAGUCGGAGCGAAAGCACUCUGCGAACUACAAAUCGAUGUGGAUUUAACCGGAAACGCUACCUGCACCACGCAAAACGGCCUUCCAAGUCAACGAUACAUCCAAUUCGUGAACGUAUCAAGCAAAUAGUUCUUUUCAGUGAAUUUGUCGAACUCGUUAUAAAUAGAGAAAUACCAUUGUAAGUGGAAAGUAAAAUACUAGCAAGCGAAAACUAUUUUAUUAUGCAUUAAGAAAUUGUGGUUUAAAUGAGUGUAAAGUACUUAAACGACAAACGUUUCUCCGUAUAACAUAAUGGGUAUGUUAUGUCGAUUUGUUUGCAUAAUUUGAUCACGUCAUGCUGGGGACGAGACUGCGGUCACGCCAUUCGCACGUAGUGCAUCUGUGCUGAAUACUACGGUGGUAUUUUUACUCGUUCAGAUCUUUGCAAUGAGGCGUAAUGUCUCCCAUUCCAUCUCGAGAAUGUUCUUCUAUGCCCGACAAGUAGCCACACAAAGUUUCAUCUAAUUCUACAGUGGAGUUUAGCUGUCAAUGUGCUCAAAACGACCUUGGUGUUUAUUCUCUACCCCCUCUACACACAACUUGGUACCUACGCUGAACAGCUUUUGUUUGCACUGUUUGCUCGUUAGUUUGCACCAACUGCGUAUUUUGCACAUUGUAUAUCUUCUGUUUCCACUCGUAUCAUUGCAUCUUGUAAUAUUUCCCAGCACAAUCAGGCUGUACUUCCUCUCUGCACAUUAAGCCACGGAAUCAUACUUCACACUUAUAUUCAUAUCUACAAUUUAUUAUAAUUUGUUUUUAUGUUUCUAGGUUGCACCUGGGUAGUUAACUGCAUUUCACUGGCUAUGCACCUGUACUCGGCACUCUGACAAUAAAGCUGAAUCUUAUGGUCUUUCAAACCUGUA
Brienomyrus brachyistius is the source of this 5519-nucleotide messenger RNA. Its product is annotated as GRAM domain-containing protein 2A-like. The transcript is spliced from 13 exons. The coding region runs from base 808 to 1902 and encodes 364 amino acids. Gene Ontology annotation, molecular function: phosphatidylinositol-4,5-bisphosphate binding. The record is from RefSeq and is a predicted model, not a curated record. Gene Ontology annotation, cellular component: extrinsic component of cytoplasmic side of plasma membrane; organelle membrane contact site; endoplasmic reticulum membrane. Gene Ontology annotation, biological process: regulation of store-operated calcium entry. Lineage: Eukaryota; Metazoa; Chordata; Actinopteri; Osteoglossiformes; Mormyridae.